Molecule: messenger RNA, 17128 nt
Organism: Porites lobata
Lineage: Eukaryota; Metazoa; Cnidaria; Anthozoa; Scleractinia; Poritidae
Source: the annotation of a GenBank genome assembly
AUGGAAGAAGCUAACGACAUGGAUGCUCCUGAAGUGAUCGAAAAUUUGGAAGACCUGACGCUCACUAGCAGAGAGGGAGGAUAUGUAAGUGAACAUUAAAAGAAGAAUGAGGUUUCGUGCAUAUAGCAGAGAUUUCGAUGGAUUUUAACUUAUAAAGCACGUGCGUCUUGCGUCUGACUUCUUGUUGAAGGUUCCAAACAGAUACACUGUCCCUUUAAGACAGGGAAUUGACCUGCAAGACCUUAUUACUGGUGAUGGGACGAUGUUUGAGACCGAUCUUGAUAACUAUGGUGAGAAAAGUAAUUGUGUUUUGCCUCCUACAUGUACAGCUGCAGGUCGUUGGCUCGUUGAUGGAUUCUUUUCUUUGCCCCAGCUUCAGAUAAACAGAAAAAAAAUGUUAGAAUUUUAGGAAAGCUCUUCGUUAAUCAAUACUACCCAGUGACACUAGAAAGUUUUCCAUGUGCAUUAGUAUACCGGGCCAAUGAACGGUUUGAAGAAGGUGGCAUAGUGUAUCGUCGAAUUCCGUCCUUGGGCAUACCCCGCGGGGCAGCUUUGUCUUUCCAGGUGGUGGGGGGCGGGGGUGGGAGGGAAUUUCAUUAUCAUAGUCUUCCUGGGGUGGAAAAUUUGAUCCAUAGAUAAAUCACUAUCCACCAGACAAGUCUCAGGGAAACCAAUUGCGUUAUCCUAUCCACUGGAUAGUGAUUUAUCCAGCGGAUAGUGUUAUCUAACUUUUUAACAGAUGGGGCCAGUUCUUAAUUUUUGGGGGUACCUUGCUCCCUUUCAGCUGAAUUUGAAGAUGAGGAAGAGUCACAAUAUUUUGAUGCUGAGGAUGUGUUUCAGCAACUGAAUUAUGAGUGCAAUGAUUUUGGAGGCGAUUCUGGAUCAGACAGAGAUGAGGAUGUGGUAUGUGACUUCUAGCCAGUUGAAGCAGCAUAGGAAUAAUAAUAUUAUUUAUUUUAAGGCUGGUUUUCACUAGUGACAGAGUUGGAGUCGUAAUCAAGCAUAGGACUUAACGAGUUAGUGAAACCAGCGCUCUGAUUCCACCUAUGACUCUGUCAUUUAUGAUCAAGUUAAAACUACAGUAGGUUGUAGAAGUCGCAAGCAGAAGCAGAAGAACUAAACCAAUCACAAAUCAUGGGAAUGUACAUUGUGAGGGGUUAAUCCUUCCGCUCUUGCUUCCGACUCCUAACAAUCUGGUUUUCACUAGAUCAUAAGUGGAGAUGGAAGGAAAUGGAAACAUUCUGAUUCUUCGUACACUGAUUCCCUCGCACUCUUGACUGUGCUUACGACUCCAAUUUUUUAUUUCUGAGAGUCAUAGGUGCUCUCAUGACUCUGCUUACGAUUCCAACUCUGACUCCGUCGCUAGUGAAAACCAGCCUUUAGUGACCUAUGAAAACACAUACAAAAAAUGAAUGAGUAUAAAUUAUAUAAAAACCAGGGUUUAUAUAAAAGAUACAUCAGUUCAUACCAAAAAACUUCUUCACUGAAUUGGUUUGACUCCUUCUUGCCUUAUAAAUAAAAUAACUUAAAUAUUACAAAUGCUCUGAGUGGCAGCAUCUGUUGUGUUUUCAAGAGAGUCUUUUAAACACAGUUACAGGACCUUUGCAAUGUGCUUGCUAUUCAUGAAUUUUAUCAUGAUUCAGAAAAAAAGUGUACCCUAAAACAAGGAAAAUUUUUAGAAAUUUUCAAUGUGGCAGCUAAGCCUAUGGUCAUGGAAAACUUGGAAAGGUCAUGAAAAAGUCAUGGAAAGUCAAGGAAUUUCAAGAGCUCAAAAGAGUACAAACCCUGAUGGGAGAUGGAAAAUUUUGUUUAAGUAACAUUUUAGCAAGAAAAAUGCAUAUUUUGAUAAUGUGUUUUUGCAAAACAAGAAUAGACCUUUUUGGCUUGUAUGUUAUGUUUUCCCAUUUGAUAGAAGUCUUUAUAGAAGUCGUUAUUAAGAAAUCAGUCAUGACAUACGUGUGGCUUUACAAUCAAUAACAAGCUAAGCAAAGGUAAAAAGCCUAUCAUAUGUAUUACAACUCUGAAAAAGAUUUAAGUUGAAAGAUACUAAGAAGUAAAUUUUUAAAGACACCUAUUCACACUAUCACCUUUGAAUCACUCCUUUUUUACUCUAGGGAGUAUGAAGUCAUGACCCCUUUCUCUAAGAACCCUAUUACAUUUGGGUGGAAGCAAGUCAUACAAUACACAACCGGUGUCACUUGUGAUCACGUUCCCUAUUCUUAAUUACAUCAGAUAUAAGAUUAAAAUGAUGAGAUGUUAUUAAUUGUAUAGCCAAAGCGAUAGGCUCUCUGAAAAAAGGUGUCAAUCUGAUACUUCUAAUCUGUACAGAAAUAAUGACAUUUAUCAAAGAGUCAAAGAGUUUACUGAGUUGAUCUUUAGUGUACACAUAAUACUUGCUUACUCUAAGAAUAUGAAGUCGUCUAGCAGCUCUAGAGAGUAAACUGUCAAUGUGAAGAUCCCAAUAAUUACAAGGAUGUUCAUGGAAAGUAAUUCCAAGGUUCAGCCACUCUUUCCACUCAAUCCCAGGCAGUGGAGGAGGAGCAAGCUUAUUAGUUCUACUACAGUACCGCUCAAAAGUAAGUUACCAGUCGCCUCUUGUUUCCUGUGCAACAAGAACCUGUCACAUGCAAUGCAAUUCUCGUCGUGUGCUAUGAGAAUUGCACAGUGCGAGAAUCAUUGAAGCGGCAAUUUUUGGCAUAAAUCAUUGGUGACAUGUCCAGUGAGAAACCAACUAAAAAUUUUGCUUAGCGUUAGCCCAAAGACUGAGGAAAAUGGGCAUUAGAUUUGGCAUAAGUCUGUUCUUUAUAGUUUUUUUAGUAGCAUUUCCCACGUCUUUGACAAAUUCAAAGACAUCCUAUUGUUGGCUGCCCAGCUCUUAAGAUACUUAACUUUUGCAAGCUCUGUAUCAGAUUCCCUUCUAACAGGUACACUAAUGGUGAAGUCAUCGGCACAUUUCGAGAUCCGGUUGUUUGAAUCAACCAGCUUUAUAUCAUUCACCAUCGGAGAGAAUAAAAGUGGCCCAAGGACUGUGCCCUGAGGCACCCGUUUAUUAAUAUCAACAUAAUCAGUUAUUUUUCCAUCCAUGACGACCCUCUUUUUGCAGUUGCCAAGGAAGCUGAUAAUCCAGUUGAUGAUGUAUGGAUUGAGAUUAGUAGACUUUGACUUUUCACAGUCUGCUAUUAAUUUUUUUGAGACCACAUGCUGGUCGUAACCCACAGGACGUCUGUUUCUUUCAAAUGUCUUCCAAUCUGUAUGCAUCUAAUAAUUAGAUGCAAACACAAAAGGAAAGUUCCUUUGAGACCAUUGGGAAUUAAACAAAACAUAAGCUAAAUUGGUCUAUUCAUUAACUGUCUUGCAUAAUGUCGUAAAGUGCAUUUCAGGCUAUGCAAAGAGAGAGAGUUUUCUCUUGCUUAACAAGGUAGUACCACCAAGUCAAUUUAUUGUUUUGUUAUCUCUUUAUUUUUAUGCUAGACACCAUUCAAACGACUAGCGCGUGGAAUGGAGGAUCUCACAGGAGAUGGAGGAGUCUUGAAAAAAAUUCUGAGACCUGGAACAGGGCCUGUGGUACCUAAGGGGGCAACUGUUAGAUGUAUGUAUAUCCGUAUGAGCUGCACAUGUAUGAUGAACAAUCAUGUAGUUUGUGGUGCAAUUUAGGUUAAAACUAUUUUGCUCAAACCUACGAGCAGUUUGAUAAUUCUCUAUUUAUCAGGGUUGUCAUUAAAACGGGGGGCGGGGAUUUUUGCUACUAAACCUACCAGCUACUUUUUUGAAAAUAGAAGAAAAAUUCCCUAGCCAUUUGAUUCCCCGCCUACUUGUUGUAUUUGCCCGGCAACUUGAAAUCUUAGUGACAACCCUGUAUAUAAUCACUUUUAAAAGCUAUUAAAGCAUUUUAUUCGCUUUUGUUUGUCACCAUUUUUGAAAAUUAUACCAGAAGUUGAAUGGUGAAACAUUGGCCUCGUCAUCUCACUUAAAUUCCGGGUGCGUUGUAUCUGGAAAACAGUGCUAAGUAGGCGAGCUGUGUUAACCUAGUGUCACACAGCAACGGUGUAAAGUGAUAUGCAACGCUUUCACAUCUCAAUCAAUAAACUAGUUUUCAGAUGACUUUAAAAACAUGUCGAAUGCACUCUCCUAAGCUCUGAUUACUCCUAGUUUUAUAGAAGGGGAAAUACAGUGUAUGUAUGCAGUUUUGCCUCUUUGGGAACAAAAGACAGUAAAGCUACAUGCAAACGGACACAUCCCUGUUGAUAGUGGAGUGCAAACCGAUACAACAGCUCCCAACAAUGCUGGGAUCUGAAGUGCAUCAAGGGAAGGAUACAACCCAUAAGACUUUGGAGCAGGGUGCAAAGAAAGCCAGUUUUACAGCCUGCCAUUCCGGCAAGUGGUAGCUAGCAUGUACUAGCCCACAAGUCAUUUCAACUAGCCCCAAAACCCUUUUUGAUUAGCAGGAUUGAUUACAAUCCUUCUGUAAGUUGAAUUUUCCCAAAAAACAGCACUUGCCCGUGGGGCAACUUGAGAACAAAAAUCACUAGCCCGAUAGCAAAAUCCAUUAGCCCCGGGCUAUCGGACAUGACUUUCUUUGCACGCUGCUUUGGAGACCAUGUAUAAUGCACUUGUAUGGCCCCAACAAUAAUGGAAGAGCUUGGCAAAAGGACACAACAUUGUUGCUCUAUGCUUCAGCAAUCAUGGAACAAAAGAAAUGAUGGGAGUUGUUGGCUCAAAAGUUUGAUUGGUUUCAAACUUUGCACAACAAUAACUCCCAACAACAUGUAACAGGGUGGGCAAAUGGACACAACAUACUGGCAACAACGUUGGGAGUUGUUGGCCAACAAUGUUUUGUCUGUCUGCAGGAGGUUUUAUUGUCCUUUAUAGAGAUGCCCUGUUAAUCAUACAGGGUAUAACUUAACCUUCUCUCAUGGAUACAUGUACAAUGCACCUCUUUGAUACAGUUACAUGGUGUCACCACACCUUAAAAAUACUGACACUUCUAUGGUUCCAAAGAUACCCUCACAUAUUUUCUACUACUACAUAACACAGACAUCUCUAUAAUAAUGGAUAGUUGGGCCAUCUCAAAAUUUCGCUUUCUGCGUCUGGAUGCCCACACUUUGGAAGCUAAUAUUUUACAUCUGGAUCAGAAGGCCACAAAGUGUAUUGGGCAUGACCUAUAAAUGGCUUGGUGGUAAGUUUUCGCUCUUUAUAGCCAGACAGUGACCAGAAAACUGCUCAAGUAGCAUAGCUUCAAAACAUGUUUCAUGUUUCAUGCAUCAAGGUUCAACUUGACAUAAUUAGCACUUCUUACAACUAGCUCGAUUACUAGUCACUUGUUUUAACAUGCUCUAAGCUAAUUGUUUGUAAUGAUUUUCUUUCAGGGCAUUCUAAUGGUUAUGUUGAAUUUGAUGACGAACCUUUUGACAGCACAAGGUUGCGAAACAGGCCCUAUGUAACCAAAAUAGGUAAAGCAGACUACAACCUCUUGGUAUUGUUGUGUUGGAUUUACCUAAUUCAGAGCUUUAAUAUUUCAUUUGUUCACUGUAAUUUUUUUCUUGUGUAGUGGUUGUUGAUUAAAUAUUAUCCAUAACUGAUUAUCACAUCACUUAAGGCCUUCUGUAAAUGAUUAAUCACCCAUGAUCAUCAAUACACUGCAGUUUAGCUUAUGUAAUGGAUUUGAAAUCUGAAGAAAACUUAAAAAACAAAAAUCCUGGCCUUGUGCAAAUCGUCCUGACCUCAUACUAGAAUCUUAACGUCUCUAUAAUAAUUAUAGAGACGUUAAGAUUCUAGUAUGAGGUCAGGACGACUUGUACAAGGGCGAGAUUUUCAUUUUUUUAAGUUUUCUUCAGAUUUCAAAUCUGAAGUGCAUGUUCAAUUAUUGAUGCCGCUUGCACCAUGCGUGCUUUAAAAUUCCAUUUUCAGAUGAAAUUGUCCCAGGUAUUUCAGUAGGGAUCAGUACAAUGAGAAAGGGAGAGUUGGCCCGUUUUCUUCUCACACCAUACUAUGGAUUCCGAGAGCUUGGCUGCCCUCCGCGAGUCCCUCCAAAUGUUCCAGGUUGGCAUAAUUUAAAAAUGCUUAAUGUUCAAUUGUUUUUCUUGCUUUUUAAUGUAUAAUUCUAAUAAUAUUUUUGUAGGAACCUCUGGUAACAGUUCCAAAAAAAAAACAAAACUCUGAAAUAGAAAAUCUAUGCCAAAGCAACAUGGAAAUUUUCCUGUGUGGCCCCCCUGAAUGCACAAGAGAAAGAUUUUGGGAUAGUUUGAAAAUUUCCAAAUUUAGAAUCCCACACAAAUCCUUCUUGUGAGAUAUACUGCUACAAAAUUAACAGGUUUUCUAAUUUUAAUAUGCUCUUUCACUUCCAUUCCUGGUAAAGACAGAUAGCCCUUAUGCAUUUUUACAUGUACCAGUGUACAUCAGACAAGCAAAUUUCACCCCCUAGCCGAAUUUUGAAAUUUUAAAGAUGUAGAGUUAUGCAAAGAAUUUUUGCGAGGCUUGGUGGAGUAAUAAAAUUAGUAUUUAAUUUGCCUAUCUAAUGUAAUCAUGCAUAAUGGCCAUUGUGUUUACAGAAAGUUGACCUCGAAACCAACUAUUAUAAUUUCAAAGGGCCCAUUUAGAAAAGUUUUGGAGGCGGCUGUUUGGUAGGAAGAUAAAGCAGCUUAGUACAUGUAUAUUGGCUUUUCAUUGUAAAGCAUUAUGCAUCAUUAACAUUCUAGUGCUAUAUGAAGUAGAGUUACUGAGCUACAUAGAUCACAAAGCUGCAGAGGACUAUGAUACCUUCACGGAGGUUAGUAAAACGGGGAAAAGUUAAUGCAAUUACCCGUCAUGCAUAUGUUACAGGUCAAAAUUAUUUUCAGGUUAAAACUUUUUAACCUAGGUUGACUCUUGAUUUCCUCUGUCUCCUAGCCCUCAAUAUUAAUUUUCGUGAGUUAGGGCUAGGAAACAAAGGAAAUUGACAAUCAACCUAGGUUACAAAAUUUUAACCUGAACAUAAUUUUGACCUGUAAAGGUCAGAACACAUGAGGUGACAAGUUGCAGCAACAAGUCGCGGCAACAGAACGCUCUGUGUGUACAUGUCGGGUGACAAGUUGCAGCAACAAGUCUUGGCAACAGAUCACUCCAUGUGUGCAGGUCGGGGAGCAAGUUGCAGCAACAAGUCUCAGCAACAGAUCACUCUGUCUGUGCAGGUCAGGCGACAACUUGCAGCAACAAGUAAUGGCGACAGAUAAUUCCGUGUGUGCAGGUUGGGCAACUAGUUGCAGCAACACAUUGCUGCGAAACAUCCCAGCAACAAAUGGCUUCAUGUGUACUCGAGAAUUUUGGUAAAAAAAUCUUUGUCUCUGCAACAGAAUUUGUUGCCGCAACAAGUCGGACAAAUUCUGUCUGAUUUGAUUUUUUGUGACAUGUUGCCACGACAUGUUGCUGCAACAAGUCACCUAGUGUGUACCAACCUUAACACAUACAAAAAAUAUUCAAGUUUGAAGAAACCUUUCUGUGAUAAACUUCUCCAUAUUGUUUCUUUUUUUAACUUCUAUCUCAAUGCUUGGAAUUGUUUUUGUACUCAUGUAUGGAAUGAGUCUGGCUUCCAUCAGCCAAAAAUUAAUGUCUAUCCCUACAAUUUUUUUUAUUGGGAUAACUGGUACAGUUGGACAAGAGUUGAAGAACAUGUACAGUUUCCAACAUGUGGUCAACAUUCCAGCAGUCAUUUGCUUUGCCCAGAAACAACACAGCUGACACUUUAGACUAGUUAUUUUGUCCUUCCUUUGGACAUGUAUGUGCUUCUUCUACAGUGUAUAUACAGUUACUUCCCUUGAUUUGCAUUUACGUACUUUGUUUUGCAGGAAGAACGAAAACAGGCAUCUUUUGAACAGCUUUUGAGAGUGGCAAACUCAGAAAGAGAGGUAAAGUUAAAAGGCAGGUACAAAAGUCGGACCGGAUCAACCCGGACCGCCAGUCCGGGUCGGAUCAACUCGGAUCGAAUAAAAAAAUAAAAAUAAAAUAAAAUUGGACUCGGAUCAACUCAGAUUAUUAAAAAAACAACAACUCGGAUUAUAAAAAGAAAAAUAAAAUCAGUCGGUAUCACUUAACUUUCACCCGCUAUUUUGUUUUUUUCUCGCGAACUCAUGGUUGCGUAAAUUAAUUUUGUUUUUAUUUUUACUAAUUUUAAUGAUACACUAGUGAGCAACACACAUAAAUAUCCAGUAAACAUUUUCAACUUGGAAGGAGGAGAAACCAUGCUUGCCUGGGACAAAGGAAAUUUCCAUGCCCCGGGCAAGAAUCGAACUCGCGACCAUCUCGGUUCAGUGGUUGGAACGUUCGAUAAACCUGUAGUAUUCGGAGCGUCGUGAGUUCAAUUCUCGCCCGGGUACGAACAUUUUCGUUGUCCCGGGCAAGCAUGAUUUCUCCUCCUUCCAAGUUGAAAAUGUUCACUGGAAGUGUAUGUGUGCUGCUCACUAGUGUAUCAUUAAAAUUAAUAAAAAUAAAAUUAAGUUAUGCAACCACGAGUUCGUGAGAAAAAAACAAAAUGGCGGGUGAAAGUUAAGUGAUACAGACUGAUUUUAUUUUUCUUUUUAUAGUCCGAGUUGCUUUUUUUUUCUUUUCAUAAUCCGAGUUGUCUUUUUUUUAUGAUGCGAGUUGAUCCGAGUCCAAUUUUAUUUUAUUUUUAUUUUUUCAUUCGAUCCGAGUUAGUCCGAGUCGAUCCGAGUUGAUCCGGCCCGGACUGGCGGUCCGAGUUGAUCCGGUCCGACUUUUGUACCUGCCUAAAGUUAAAAGAGUUACAUUAUCAGUGUGAGAUGAAAAUUAAGUUGUUGCUUAUCUGUACAGUGUACAGUGUACACUACAGUAGCCCAGAGUGAAGUAUGAUCAUUUCACCAACAAGUCAUUAAUCCCUAACGCCCUGUUCGCUAAUGUGUUAGGACAGUUUUAACCACAGAAGGUGAUAUGUUUGACUUCUGUUGGGAAUACUUGUUUUUUUUCAUUAUUAUUCUAAGUCAUCUGUACCACUGACUGAAAAAACAUCUUUGUCAUCAUGUGUUUUGUAUUAAAGUGGUUUUGCUAAUGUAUUGUAACAGUUGUGAGUCAGUUUGUGUGAAUUAGAACCCAAUUUUCAUCAGUGGAGAAAGUUUCCCUCUCAAGAAGAAUAACAUCCUGUAAUGUUUACUCACCUUGCUUGCUAAAUUGAUGCCUUAUUUUGUUUACUUUGACAUUUUUUCUUUUGUGCAUUGAGGAACUUUUUUCUCAUAGUGAAGACUUCAGCUGAUACAGUUCUUUCUGAAUUUUGGGUGAUCUACUAUGCAUGAUCUCUGAACAUUUUAAAGUAGUCAUCCACCACGUUUUUCUUGGCCUAACACUUUAGUGAAAUGACCUAAGACGUUAGCGAACAGGAAGUUAGUGGGUGAAACGACCAGUCACUCCCCAGAGCAGUCAUGCAUUCCAACCAAUUCCCUUUUUCAAAAGCAUUGAAUUUAACUCUGCAAAUGUUACUUGCCAGUGGGACAACUUGUUAUUUUAAUAACAGGCUAGCCUGAUUGGUCACUUUAUUAACCCUAGGCUUGCGGACAGCAGUUUUGUGGCAACUUGAUUGAGUACAGCAUGUAUCAAAGUCUCUCAUCCUGUUCUGCAAGCUACAUAUAAAAUUAAGUUGGAACCACAAUAUUUGUGUCGGCGUAAAAGGUCACAGAGAGUAGACCUACCUGUCGGAUUUCACUUGUUGCAUUUAUCUUUUCUUUUGAAGGCUGGAAAUGAUUUCUACAAAAGGAAGCAAGUAAAUAAAGCAAUAAAUAAAUAUCUAAAGGUAAGAGUUUAGCCAUAAAACCCUGUUGCUGUCUAGCCUCUUCUGACCUUCACUGUUUAUUUUUCUUCUCAGAUUAAUUUUGUUGUAUAAUUCAGACUUUUUGUGUUCAACCAGGCAAUCAAAAUACUAGAGGACUGUCACCUGCAGAAUGCUGACCAGGAAAGAUGGAUGAAUGAGGUUUUGCUGAAGAUUUAUCUCAAUGCAGCUCACUGUUCCCUGGAGUUGGCACAACCAGCAAGAGCCAUCAAAUAUGCACGGAAGGUACAAGACCUAACAAGUUUCCUCUCUGAAUAAAGCACACUUUAUAAAGAAAACUAAGGAAAUUCGUGAUGGGGCUAGAUGCCUUCGUUUUGUUAGUUAGUUUGUUUGUGUGAUUGACUGAUUACACCAUUCAACACUAAGUGCAUAAACAAUCCACUGACUGAGUAAUAACAAUAAUAAUAUUAUGUAAUAUUUAACAAUUAUUGAUUGAGGCUGAUUAUCAUCUGAAGAAUUAUGGAGAUCAAGAAGGGUGUUAUCCGCCAUUUUUUUCUCACUACCAAAACAACUCAACCUCAUCCCUGGGUCUUCUCGGUUAACAGUUCAAUAAUCUGCAACUUUGCUGCACUUUUGACGUCAUUGGUUCAAUUUGACAAAAUUCUUCCAAAUUUGGUCAACAGUAGCUGGUUAUGAUGUAUUAUGCGUGUGCUUUUAGCCAAUCAGAAAUGGAAAAAUAUUUUGAAUGAAUAAUAUCUCUUGUUCUGCAGUGGUUGAGAACUAUGGUCUAUGAGAAUACAUACCAUGAAAAUGAUGUAAUUUCAAAAAUUUUCUCUGGCUCUCUUGCUUUGUUAAGAAACUUUGCUGUGAAUGGACAGUUGAAAUUUGUUAUGUUAUUGUAAAGAACAAAAAUAAUAAUGCCAAUGGAGGAAAACAUUCCUAUAUUCUUUAAGUGUCCAUUUUUGUAUGACAAUUGAUGAGAACGGUAGAAAAGUUGAUUAUAUUGUGUUGUGUAAUAGGAAUUUUGCAAAGCGGAAAAGUGAUGAGUUGUGUCCUUCUUUCUCGAAGGAACCAGUUUUGUGUCAGAUCGAUAUUCUUUAUGCACCUUUUAUGCACGAUGAUAUUGUUGCUUUUAAAAAAACUCUGUUCUGAUUUCAAAUUUCCUGGCGAAGACUGUUCGGAAGAUUGUUUAACAGCCACAAUAAUGCCAAAGGGAUUGAUGACUACAUUUUUCUACUUUUUUUUUCUGACAGGCAAUAGGAAUUGAUUCAAGAAAUGCAAAAGCUCUAUAUAGAAUGGGAAAGGUAUCAUUGUGACUCAGUUGUAAAAAGUAGAAAGAUUUUAAUUAACACAGUUACACAGUUAAGUUGUAAGCUAAAAGAAAACAUGUCCCUCACACCAAUUACAUCAGCUCCAAACUGCGGAUCAACGGUGCUUGAAUUACAGUGUGUUUUUGACAUAGAUUGACUAUGCAAAGAUGUGAUUCGAUGAAGCAGAAUUGAACUGUACGAUCUGGCGCAGGGCUUUCCGCUUAAAACUGACUGAAGUUGGGUAAAGCUUUGUUUAAUUUUCUUAUUUUAUUAGUGUGGCUAAAUGUAAUUUAGGCAAGGUUAAUCUCGAGCUAAUGCUGCCAGCGGUCUCGCCCAGUUUGCACAUGAUCUGUGGGGGCGCCCCUUUGGAGUUCGUAGGGGCAAACCACAUACAGCCUUGCUCUCUAGCGAUCGUUGCAAUCAGUGCUUUUGUGAGCGAAUCUUUGCGGAUUCAUUAGCCCCACCCUCCCUUCCCAGAGGGCUACUUGACUUCAGAGGUAAGUAUCGGGUUAGGUAUAUAUUUCCACUGGACUAGUUUCAGUGUGACGGUGCCUGUUAGCGGCUGCUACUGGGGUGGUUCCCGCUUGCUGGGUUGCCAUGGAGACUUCCCUGCGGUGCCUGGAUUACCUCGGGCCCUUCCCCGCUAACUUUUAAGGCACCAGUUCCCAAGCUCAUCAAUUGGUGAUGAGUUUAAAUAUGUGUAAAUGCAGUUAGAGUAAUUAUUGUGGUGCGAAAAAAAGUUUGAUAGGUCUUAAGACUGGUCCGAUCAAACAUAUUAAUCUCGGACCUUAGUUUCAGUUUAUUUACUUGCUCUGUUUAAACCUUAAAUUUAAAUACACUGAUUCCAGAAAACAAACGGAAGUUGCGUGUAAGAGAGGUUUAAUAGCCCUUGAACAAAUCAAACUGUUGGACUAAGAGAACAAAAAUAUAAAUAAUUAAUGGAAAACUUGAAGCUGCUUGUUGCAGGCAGUUAUGAAGAAAACGAUAUGAUUGGUCGCAAAGGUCGCCUCAGCUGCAAGCUGACCGAAGUAGACUGAAUGGAAAUGGUCCAUCAGGUGGAUUGUUCUGUCAGCGCACCCACAGAAUGCAGCAUUUGAGACCAAGUUUAUUUGCAAUUGGCUCUUACCCCUAAUUAUUUAGGGUGAGCUAGGAAAACUGAUGCACAUGUUUUUCGUUGUUUUGGCAGGCGUAUAUGAAGCAGGGCGAGUUUGACAGAUCAAGAGAAAUGUUCAAAAAGGCGCAACGCUAUGAACCAAAUAACAAAGCAAUUAAUGACGCCUUAAAGGAUUUGGAGAAGUGAGAGUUUACUUGUAUUGCAAGAAACUAGGAAAUAUUCAAGGUCCAACUUUUAAACAAAGAGCUACUUGAACUUGCUAUAGACUUAAAGAGAAAGGAUUGUAUUGUCCUAGCGUUUGCGCUUCUAUCGACCUCGUAGACAGGGGUGGUCUUGAAAAGGUGCUACAGUGAUUAUUUAGAGGGACAUAGCAAGUCCAUUUCUUCCAUGCCUCUUGCCAAUGCUAACCCUUUCGCUUCCAAAAGUGGCCGCAGUCAAAAUUCAAACGAUUUUCGUUUUGUAAAAUGCUGAAAAACAAAUGGUACCUUGUGAAAGUAGUUCCAAAGAAGUUUCAUUUGAAUGGUCACGAUAGGAUUUUGUCUAUUUUUGAUACUUGAAAGUUAGAAAUGCAGGACUCCAUCGUCCACUCUGGGAGUAAGAGGGUUAACGGUAUAUACUUUUGAAUACUCGGCCGUGACUCAGGCUCAGUAAUUGGGUUAUUGGCGCCAUCAUACUUGUUGGCCGAUGAGGAGCAAGGCAUUCAUUACUUCCCUAACUGUUUCGGUUAGAGUAAGUUGAAGUUUCAUCAUAAAUUUGUUUUUAACGCGAUGACUAGGAAACUUUGCAAACAACAUCAGAUGUCAUUUGGCAAUGAUAUCAGAUAUUUCGAUUUUACUGCUGGUAAAUAUUUCUUACGAUAUUAGCGUGGACCCAACUGUUCAAAGAAAAUCGUGUCAAUCAAGAAAUUUUGCUAGGGCCGUUUAUUGAUAUAAUUUAUAUGGCAGGUAAAUUUCAGAGAGCCACCUUAAGACUGUAGUAGAUGAGUACAGAAAUUGUCUGAAAGGAUAAUCAAAGAAAAUGAUAAAUAGUUUAGUGAGUCUUUUUUCGAAAGCGUCUAAUAUUUCACGAGCGAGCGCAACACUCGAAGAGAAAUUUCGUAUCUCCGCGAGGCCAUGUAAUAUCCUCUAUUUCUUUCACCAGGAAAGUGGAACAAUUUCGUUCGUUAGAAAAAGAGAGAUGCAAGAGAAUGUUUGCCCAGCCAGCAGCUGCUACUAAUCAAGGUAUAAUCCGUCAAUACACUGUAACGAGUUUCCAUGCUUAUAUGUCUAAAGGUACGGUCAGUAAAACCGGGGCAACAGAAACGUGCGACCUGUUUUGCAAUAUAUUGGCAAAACGAGUUGAUUAGCAAUGUUGUCCGUUUUAUUACCCACUAGUCAAACCUGUCGCCAAAAAAUCAGGUUGUUGCAGGUUGCGCAAAGUUGUGGCGAAAGUAGAGAGUAGUUCUACUUUUCGCGACAACAUCUGUACAUGUUACGCGUGUUCCCGACCCACGACAAACUUGUUUUGCAACUAUUCCUGCGUAAGUCAGCAUUUAUUUUUAAAAUGAAAAGUUGUUGAAAUCAUGGGACGCCAUACUUUCUUUCUCUUAGAUACACGGAAUGGUGAAAGGUCGCCUCUUGCUUCUGGGAACCUUUCAGAUGAAAAGAAGGAAGUGCUUAUGAAGCAGCUAAGGUUCGUCUCAGAAUGCCACAGGUUCUACACAAUUAUUCUGUUUGUAUGCUUUAAAAUUCUACUACAAUCUUAUCGCAAAUCCUAAUUAGGCCAUUUUGGAUUUCUAAAAUAUCUUACUUUCAAAACUAAGUCAAGUGAAAAAUACCGUGGGUAUCAGAGGUUUUUUACACGCGAGCGGGUGGAUGCUUCGAGCGGAUGGAUGCCUCGAGCGGGUGUCCGCGGCGACAGACUGGACCUGAACCAGAAAUUGUACAUGCAACGUUUCUGCCAUCCAGGGACUGAGUGGAGUUCAAUUCGGUCUGUAAUCAUUUACAGAUAUUAAAAUAUCUGUUUAAUUACGGAUAUGAUUACAGACCUAUUUGAAUAUCAUAACUAUAAGAAAAUAUGUGAUGUUUGAAGCUUUUUAAAAAUUUAAACAGGAGAUAUUCCGGGAGUUUUCUUAUAGCAGUGAAGAAAAAGACAUAUUCAAGUGCGCACCCGCGAUGGCCUGUACUUUCCAAUUGCUUAGGCAUGACGCAUACUGUCCUAUUACACUGUCCUAAUAAUGCUGAAGUAUGGACAGCCCAAUCAGAUUUGAGAAUUUUGUUAUAGUUAUGAUUAUUAACGGAAUGAAAGCACUAUUUAAUUCUAUUUGCUGAGCACUAUUCUGCUGGGAUGCUGACAGUUUUGCCCCGCGAUAUUAACCAAGCGAACCUCCACUAACAGCCACCUCUCUACAAAUGGCCACUUUUUGUGGGGCGGACAGUCCAUACAUUGACUCUUGUUUAAGUCUCUCUACAACGGCCACCUCUCUACAAAUGGCCACUUUUUGGGAGGUGGACAGUCCAUACAUUGACUCUUGUUUAAGCCUCUCUACAACGGCCACCUCUCUACAAAUGGCCACUUUUUGGGAGGUGGACAGUCCAUACAUUGACUCUUGUUUAAGCCUCUCUACAACGGCCACCUCUCUACAGAUGGCCACUUUUUGGGAGGUGGACAGUCCAUACACUGACUCUUGUUUAAGCCUCUCUACAAUGGCCACCUCUCUACAGAUGGCCACUUUUUGGGAGGUGGACAGUCCAUACAUUGACUCUUGUUUAAGCCUCUCUACAACGGCCACCUCUCUACAGAUGGCCACUUUUUGGGGGCGGACAGUCCAUACAUUGACUCUUGUUUAAGCCUCUCUACCUCUCUACAGAUGGCCACCGGACAGUCCAUACAGAUGGCCACUUUUUGGGGGGCGGACAGUCCAUACAUUGACUCUUGUUUAAGCCUCUCUACAACGGCCACCUCUCUACAAAUGGCCACUUUUUGGGAGGUGGACAGUCCAUACAUUGACUCUUGUUUGUUUCUACAAGCCACCUCUCUACAAAUGGCCUUUUUUGGGGGCGGACAGUCCAUACAUUGACUCUUGUUUAAGCCUCUCUACAGAUGGCCACCUUUACAGAUGGCCACUUUUUUGGGGCGGACAGACAUUGACUCCCUCUCUACAACGGCCACCUCUCUACAGAUGGCCACUUUUCGGGGGCGGACAGUCCAUACAUUGACUCUUGUUUAAGCCUCUCUACAACGGCCACCUCUCUACAGAUGGCCACUUUUUGGGGCGGACAGUCCAUACAUUGACUCUUGUUUAAGCCUCUCUACAACGGCCACCUCUCUACAGAUGGCCACUUUUUGGGGGUGGACAGUCCAUACAUUGACUCUUGUUUAAGUCUCUCUACAACGGCCACCUCUCUACAGAUGGCCACUUUUUGGGGGCGGACAGUCCAUACAUUGACUCUUGUUUAAGCCUCUCUACAACGGCCACCUCUCUACAGAUGGCCACUUUUUGGGGGCGGACAGUCCAUACAUUGACUCUUGUUUAAGCCUCUCUACAACGGCCACCUCUCUACAGAUGGCCACUUUUUGGGGGCGGACAGUCCAUACAUUGACUCUUGUUUAGACCUCUCUAGCACGGCCACUUUCUUCUGUCCCCAAUGUGGCUGUUGUGGAGAGGAAAAACUGUAAUUCGAAUGUACGAGCGAACAGCUCAAAAACGUGGGCAGGCAACUCGAACAAGCCAGCGAAGAUGUCUUUUGAGCGAUUUUGGACAGCUUAACAUCCAGUCGUAGAUAAAUACGUCCUGACGCACAUCAUUGCUCUCAAACUGUCACUAUUUCGAGCUCAGUCACUAGGAAACGAUAACCGCAUGGAAUGAUUAUUCCUUGUUUAAAAAUUUAAGUUGAAGCUGAUAAUAAAUGAAGGUCAUUUUGGCAUUGUUCUAACUUAGGGAGUUUCAAGAGGACGACAGUAAGAAAGAAGUUUGUUUUCCUGCUACCCUAACUAAACAAGAAAGAGAAUGUAUCAAACUAGCUGCACAAGAGAUGGGACUCAGAGUGGAGGACGGCAGAAAGCAGGUACAUUGAAUAUAGAAUGCUUAAUGCCCUAGUUGAAAUUAAUAGUUGAGAGGGUCGAGGAGACACAUUUACCUAUAUAGCUGAUACAGUAGAGAACAACCCUUCUCUCCCCACCCCUGACCUCCUCGAGAGGUGUAAAUGUUCCUGUCACUCCUAUCCAUAACUGAGUUCCUCAAUCAUGCGCAGAGGUGCAAAUCUGCUUUUUGGUGGGUCACUGUAUUUCUUCACCUGGCUGACGAUUGGAGAACCAGGUGUCACUGCGUUUUCAGCCAGUACGCUCUUCUUCGUCCAGUUACCACCAUCCAACUUGGUUACAAGCCCAGUUUCCCGCCGAACCGCAGUUUUUGGUGCUUUCCGCGCAUGCUCGUGAAACUCUGUCAUGCUGCCUUUAUGCUAACCUUACUUACGCAAUUUUCGUUUCCACUAGGUCUUGUAGAUGAAAAUCUGCCUUUUUCAAAUUAAUAACUUUAGCAGAUAAUGCUAACUUCAUUUACUAACUUUGCAAUAAAGCCAUGAUCUUUACUGCUCGAAUGUGUGGUUCAUAUUCACCGACGACAGUAGCUGGAUCAUAUAACAUUGUGCACACAUUUCUAUCUUUCGAUAAAUGUUCGAUGAUAAUGCAUUGGGCUUGAGAAAAGCGCAGAAUACUAUUUUAUCACGUUGGAAGCAAAUGAUCCGGUUCCUAAAUUGUUCACUGCGAUAUUCGGUCAGCCAUUAAACACUGCAAUAGCUUAACUUGUUUCCUUUUUCACAGCUUAAACGCAUUGCUGACAGAUUCGCUUUGUUAUUAGGGUGCGGACAAAGAACUGAAAGUGCUCAAAGAAUAAUUCAGACCGUGCUCCAGCUUGUGUUAAGUGAAGAUAUCGUUCACAACAGUGCCAACGUCCUAACUAAGGAUACUUAUCAGUGA